AAGCCGCCGACGGGAGCCGAGCGGAGCCAUGCAUGGCGCGACCGUGCUGCCGCCUGGUGCCGGCCGCGGCGGCAGCAGCCGUCUACGCUCUGGUGGCAUACAUUGUGGCCUUCACCAUUGAGCUGUGGUGGAUUCUGGAUGCUGAAGUCCGCCUACCUGCACCAGCAUACCUUCUGUGUGCAGCUUACCUCCUGUCUUUCAUCCUAGCUGCUGUACUGCUCCAUGGUCUGACAGCAAAACGUUCCCCAUUAUUGCUGGUAUGGCUUUUUACUGCAGUAAUUUUGGCGCUUCCUGAGGCUGGACUUGUUUUGUUUCUCAGUCUCUAUUUCUGGCAGCUGACGUCAUUGAAUGGAAUGACAGAACUGGUCUUCUGGAUCUGUCGCCUAAUUUGCAAUGUGGGUGAAGUUGGCUGUGUUAGAGCCCUCUAUCGAUGCUGGCGUGAAGAGAAGCACCUUCUCCGAACACUUCAUCAGUUACAUACUGCUUCAAGUCAAGGGAUACAAAAUGCUGCAUUUAUGGGUUCAGGUUCACUUGCCCCAUCUCCAAGGGCACCACACAGGGCAGUGGUCCCAGUGAGACAAGCUGUUCCUCUGCACCUUCCACUAGGCUCAGGCAGUGAAUUUGAUGCCUCCACUUUUCAUACAGCUCUGCAAAGACAUUGGGCUGUGAACCCCACUCAGGUGCUACCUCAAAGGCCACCACGGCUAACACGGACUAGAUCAAUGGUGGAUAUAAGAACUUGGCAAGGGUCAGCCAGCAAUGGCCUUGUGAGAUCACAUUCGCUUUUAGACCUGCGGAACAUAGAACUUGUUUCAAACAGACAGUGGCAUCCACGAAUGGGUCCUGGUGUCAUGCAUGGUAGCAGACCAUCACUGGCAGAUUCUAUAGACGGUGCACAUCGACUACGUGAUGUGGCACUUUGACUGAUUAUAUUCCAUUUCGAUAUGUGAAUUUAUGCAGAACUACAUGAAAUAUUUAUAAUGACAGAAUGAAAAGCAAUUACAUUAAUGUACCUUUUCUGGUGCUACAGGCUGGCAAACAUUUCAGAUAAUUAUUUUUGUACUUGUCUAAAUGUACAAAAUUUAAAGAUUGUAAUAGUUCCAUAUCAAGAACUGGUUAAAGAAAUUAAGAUCCCAAGGAAGGAUGUCUUAAUUAUCUAUUAGACAUAGGCAGCAUCACCACAGAAUUCAUAAUAUUCUCUCUCUCUCUCUCUCUCUCUCUCACACACACACACACACACACAGGAGGAUGAGGAAGAUGAUGUUAGGAGAAAACAUGAUUUACUAGUCUUGUCUGCCAUAUAUACUGAGUAAAUAAACAUCUCUGGAUUUUAAUUUUUUAUUUGUUUGUGUUGCCUGUCGCACCAGAGAACAAGAACGUCACAUCUGCCAAUGACAAUAAAUUCUAUUAUUGUAUGUUGUGAAUCUUGUUACUAUGAUUUUGCUUAGAAAUCUUUGUAAUAUAUUAAGUCAGUAACACUUAGGGAAAAAAUCUUGCAUCUCUGAAUAAGGAUUAACUAUGGUACUAUCCCUAAACUAGUCUGUAUCUCACCAGAGAAUGUUCAGUUUAAUUUUGUACUACCAGGGUUGCCACAAGUUUUGAGAAUCGGGGAAUUUACGAUAUAUUAGAGAAAUCAGGGAAAUAUUAGAGAAAUUUGAAAAAAAAAACACUGGAAAAAUCUCGAUUCUGUCUGAG
This is a messenger RNA of Schistocerca nitens (vagrant locust), 1695 nucleotides long. RefSeq lists its product as uncharacterized. Bases 33 to 923 code for a protein of 296 amino acids. The transcript is spliced from 8 exons. NCBI's taxonomy places the organism in Eukaryota, Metazoa, Arthropoda, Insecta, Orthoptera, Acrididae. The record is from RefSeq and is a predicted model, not a curated record.